Messenger RNA from Pungitius pungitius (ninespine stickleback), 3327 nucleotides. It is a transcript of the gene abhd11, whose product is annotated as abhydrolase domain containing 11. The record is from RefSeq and is a predicted model, not a curated record. Gene Ontology annotation, molecular function: carboxylic ester hydrolase activity. The coding region runs from base 125 to 1057 and encodes 310 amino acids. Gene Ontology annotation, cellular component: mitochondrion. The transcript has 6 exons. NCBI's taxonomy places the organism in Eukaryota, Metazoa, Chordata, Actinopteri, Perciformes, Gasterosteidae.
ACGUCAUGACGUAGCCUCAGCUGUGCGCUUCUCGACCUCCGGGAGCUCCGAGGAUACUCUCUCAGAGUCCCUGCCGUCAUUAGACGCUCAUGCGGUUUUGCAGUCGCCCGGAGCAUCUGCUGCUAUGAGUGCUUUCUGUCGCCUGAUCCACAGAGGACUGUUGAGCCUCAGGCCGUCGUGUCGUUUAUUCCCCGGACAGCAGGAUGCGUGCGCGGUGGCUCCUCUGGCUCUCACGGUCCGGACAGCUAGCUCAUCCAGCCCAGUCAACUUGACCUAUGAUGUCUUCGACGGGAAAGGGGAGAGCACUCCCCUGGUGUUUCUUCAUGGCCUUUUUGGCAGCAAAUCUAACUUCCACUCAAUAGCAAAGUCCUUGGUGCAGCGCACAGGCCGAAAGGUGCUGACUGUAGAUGCCCGUAACCAUGGCAACAGCCCUCACAGCUCGGAGCUGACCUAUGAAGCGAUGACCGAUGAUUUGAAACACCUCCUCACCAAGCUUCACAUUGAGAAGUGCGUCCUCAUCGGCCACAGCAUGGGGGGCAAAACGGCCAUGACGACCGCCCUGUCGCAGUCUGGUUUAGUGGAGAGGCUGGUGGUAGUGGACAUCAGUCCAGCCCGGACCACAUCACGAACAAACUUUCGCUAUUACAUCCAGGCCAUGCAAGAGGUGAAGAUCUCCAGCGACAUCCCGCGUUCCACCGCCAGGCGGAUGGCUGAGGAUCAGCUGCGCACUUUAGUCAAGGAGCGCUCCGUGCGUCAGUUCCUGCUGACUAACCUGGUGGAGCAGAAUGGCCACUACGCCUGGAGGGUUAACCUGGAGGCCAUUGAGGCGCACCUUGAUGACAUCAUGAGUUUUCCCAGCUUUAACACUGUCUAUGACGGACCCACAUUAUUUUUGGGAGGAGCCAGUUCUGCUUAUAUCAGCUCUGACGAUUACCCAGAGAUCCAGAGGCUUUUCCCGAGCGCAGACAUCCAGUACAUCCCUGACGCGAGCCACUGGAUCCACGCGGAUAAACCCUUAGAUUUCAUCAGCUCCAUCAGCUCCUUCCUCCAGUCCUAGCUGACUUCUGCCUCCGCCUCAGGACUUUUUUUAAUGCUCAGCACUCCUGAGCAGACCCUUACUGAAAAUGACGGUUAGUAUUCUGCAGCCUCCACAAGAGCAAGUGUCUUUAAUGAUAUCAUUGAUGAUGCUAUUAUUUGCCAACACUGGACCAAACUUGCCCUUGACAGCAGCAGAAGCGGCAGCCAAUCCUCCUCUUAACCAUUUUAAUGUAGUAAAACAAACGUGAUCAUUUCUUUUGUUUUCUACCAGACAGGUAGUGUUACUAGACGGGCUGCUUUUAGAUGUGUUUUCAUGGAUGUAUUCCUCGCUAGGUAAACAAAAUAUAAUUUAAUGUGGUUUUAGAGGUGAUGUACUAAUCUAAAGAAACUCUCGUGUGCAGAGUGCUUUCUUUACAUUACUGCAUUAGAAAAGGUGGCGCUAGGCCAAGUAUAAUCUGGGACUGCUGAGGUGGACCAGCUAUAAGAUCGUUGGAUAUGAAAGUUUUUGACAGCACAGAAAUGAAACCAAUACUGUAUGUAUGUAAGAAGAUGAGUUAAUAUUCUAAGCAAAAGAUUUAUUUAGGUCUAUUUGCCCGAGGGAGUGUGGUGUUGUGUCAGGAUGUUUGAGCUCGUGCAGAAAUGACCUGCAUAGAUGGUUUGUUGUAGAGACUUAUUUUGAUGUGGAUAAUUGUAACAAGUAUUUCAUAUUUUUGGCCUGUAAUGGUUACAGUCCUCUCCUUUGUGUGCCUGCUGUACGCCAGAGAUGAGGAUUUACAGGUCAAUGACUGAAGGUCUUUAAGAGUGCUGGUUAUAUUUAUUGGGCAACAUAAUGUAUAACCUAUAAACAUGAUAUAUGAAAGCUAAUCUGAAACACUCAAAUAUGGUGUCACAAUCUGUCUCCUGAUUAUCUCAGUGUUUCCUCUAGGUUUACAGCUUUGGGGGGGCGCUCGAAAAGUUGUCAACCCCCCCACCCCCCGUCCCCACGCCAGCCGCUGCGUAGGCGGAAACCGCUCACCCAUGGGACACCCCCCCGCCGGUCUGUCUGCGUACGGCCCGGCCGGCGUACAGGGGGUCGAAAACUUCAUUUUCCACACGCUGUCUCUGUGCGCAGAGAUCUGUGGAUAAUUGUAAGCGUAAAAAAAGAAAAAAACUGACUUUAUUGGGGGUCUGGGGCACCCCCCUAAUUGAAUGGUGGGGGAAACACUGUCUCAGGUUACACGUGGAUAUGCUAAUUAUUAAAAGAUUAUACUAUUCUCCCGUCUGUGUGGCAGAAAGUUGCAGUAGUGUAGUUAUGUCAAUGUAUUUGUCCACAGUGUUUUGAUUAAACCCGUUUUACUGAUUUUAAAAGUGUAUCUCGCUUAUCUGUACGACUAAAGACAAGGUUAUAUGGGUAUCUCACAAAUAUGCUGCAGCAUCGUAUGUUGUUACCUAAUCGUAAUAGUGUGAAUAUCAUUUGUUUCCUUUAUUUGGGGCAGGACAGUCCAGUGUGAACCUGCCAUCUGUAUGAAAAAGCAAGGUGUUGUAAACGUGUGCCUCUUUUGUCAAGAGCUCCUUUUCCAUUUCUGUAAGACUUGAUAAGAAAAGAAAAAAAAAAACGUCUUCUUAAAUAAAAACUAGCAGACUUUGGAUUGGCAGCUGGGUUGCCAGUUCUGUGAGAGUUGUGUCCCGAGGAAGCUUAGGAGAUGAGGGCGUUAGAUGUUUACAACAAUCAGUGUUUUAUGUGCGUUUGAUGUGAAUACAGACGUCUGAAAGGCUUUAUGGAUCUGAAUAUAUUUGAGAGAAACUCCUUUUUUUUUUAUAAAUCUCCAGUUAGUGGAGAAGUCCAGACCCCCUCAACAUCCUUAACCACGAGACAGACACGUCCUGUUGCACAAUAUGAAUAGCUUUUGGGGUGUUGUGCGACGCUGACGUUUGAAUGCAGAUCCUGCUUCAGCUUCUGUAGUUGCACUGGGACAAGUAUCUCUGUCUAACUAGGGAAAACUCUCUGUCAACAAUGUAUAAAAAAAAGAGACAUUUAUUCAAUUAUAUCGAAAAGUUAUAAGACUGUAAUCAUCUCCUCUGGACUGUAUAUUGUUCCACUAUGAGCAUGCCUUUUAACUUGUCAUCAGGUGUAGCUUUGCUGUGCUAAAUAAGUCUCAGUUUGUUCAACAUGUUGUCACAAUAGUGGCGCUCAUUCUAGAUAGUUGCAUAUAUACAUUUUAGAUAUGACAAUGAAUGACUUAAGAGUUGGUUACUAAUAUAUAAUUGAAAAUGUACAAACUGUUAUACAAUAAAAUCUGCUACAGAGUU